Messenger RNA from Spirodela intermedia, 411 nucleotides. NCBI's taxonomy places the organism in Eukaryota, Viridiplantae, Streptophyta, Magnoliopsida, Alismatales, Araceae. The record is from the annotation of a GenBank genome assembly.
AUGGAGAAGUGUCCGAGGGUGGUGCUGGUCCUCGUGUUGUGCCUGGCGGCGGGCUGCCCCGUGCCCGGCGAUGGAAGAGGCGUGCCAACGCCGGAGGUCUACAAGCCGCAGACCUACCCAGGCUUCUUCGGUGGCCCCGGCGGCUUAGGUGGCUUCGGCGGCCCAGGCGGCGUCGGCGGCUUCGGCGGCCCAGGCGGCGUCGGCGGCCUAGGCGGUGCCGGCGGAUUUCCAGGCAUCCCAGGGGUGCCCAACAUGGCCGGCGGAGGUGGUGCGGUGUUCGGGCCGCUUGUCCCCGGCUUCGGCAACGUCCCCGGCUUCGGUAACGUCCCCGGCGUGUUUAACGUGCCUGUGGCGCCUGGUGGAGGCGGCUUCUUCAGCGGCGGUGGGGGAGGCGUCGCUGGGCAACCCUGA